AUGGCACGAAAAGGAAAUCCAAUUUCGGUAAGACUUGAUCUGAAUCGUAGUUCAGAUCCAAGUCGGUUCAGUGAUUAUUAUUAUGGUAAAUCAUUGUAUCAAGAUGUCAAUCUUAGAUCUUAUUUCAGUUCGAUACGUCCACCUACGAGACUCACCUUUGGCUUUCGUCUCGGUAGGUGUAUUAUUCUACAUUUUCCCAAAAGGACAUUCAUUCAUUUCUUUCUUCCCCGUCGACCACUACGACUAAAACGACGCGACAAAUCAAGACCCGGAAAGGAUAAGGGCCGGUGGUGGGCAUUUGGGAAAGUCGGGCCGAUCGGGUGUCUUCAUUCAAGCGAGGGUACAGAGGAAGAACGAAACGAAGUGAGAGGCCGGGGGGCAGGGAAAAGAGUCGAGUCGAUCGACCGGGAGAAGCAAAACGAAAUCAGGAUUUGGCCGAAAAAGAUGCAACGUUAUGGAUACCAUGACCGAUCACCAUCGAGAAAGAAGAAUUUUUCUAAAUCACUUCGGGUGAGCGGGGCCUUCAAGCAUCCGAAAUACGCCGGGGUUGUAAAUGACAUAGCCUUCCUGAUAGAAAAUGACGACUCCUUCAUAAAAACAAAGUUAUUCAAGUUCUUUUUUUUACCAAAGAAGUCCCGCUCUGACGGCCCGACGAGUCAUCUACUAAAAAGGACCCUCCCCGCUGUGCGCCCCUCCUUGAAUUAUUCGGUCAUGCAAUACUUUUUUAAUACAAAGAACAAAAUGCAUUUCGACCCCGUCGUAGUUCUCAAUCAUUUCGUGGCACCGGGUGUGGCUGAACCAUCUACGAUGGGGGGAGCGAAGGGAGGAAGCUUAGAUAAGAGAAUACGCUCUCGCAUCGCUUUUUUUGUAGAAAGCUCGACCAGCGAUAAAAAGUGUUUGGCCCGAGCCAAAAAGAGGUUGAUCCACUUCAUUCGCCAAGCGAAUGAUCUUCGCUUCGCGGGAACAACAAAAACCACCAUCUCGCUCUUUCCUUUCUUCGGUGCUACCUUUUUUUUUUCAAGGGAUGGGGUUGGGGUGUAUAAUAACCCAUUUUAUGAGUAUGCCCGGGAACAACUCCUAGGUCAAUUAAGGAUCAAAUGUAGGAACCUCAUGGGUAAGGAUAAGGUAAUGGAAUUGAUAGAGAAAUUCAUAGACCUAGGUAGGAUAGGCAAAUUGAUAAAGGGAAUAGAGAUGAUGAUAGAGAUCAUACUGAGAAAGAGGAGAAUUCCGUACGGGUACAACUCUUAUUUGAACGAAGUGCAAAAAAUGCGAUCUUUUUUGUCUAAUAGAACAAACACUAAUACCUUAAUUGAGUCGGUAAAGAUCAAAUCAGUUUAUCAAAGUGCUUCUCUGAUUGCUCAAGACAUCUCUUUUCAACUGAGGAACAAUCCAAUCUCAUUUCGUUCCAUUUUUAGUAAAAUAGUUAAGGAUAUUCCAUUAAUAAUGCCAAAAGGGGUGGAGGGGAUACGUAUUUGUUGUUCUGGUCGAUUAGGGGGUGCGGAAAUAGCUAGAACUGAAUGCGGAAAGUAUGGAAAAACAUCUUGUAAUGUAUUUAACCAGAAAAUCGAUUAUGCUCCUGCGGAAGUAUCUACUCGUGACGGAAUUUCAGGUGUCAAAGUGCGGAUCUCAUAUAGUCAAAAUAAGAAGGGACGUGCUAUAUCCGAAACGUACGAAAUAUAG
This is a messenger RNA of Zea mays, 1680 nucleotides long. The record is from the annotation of a RefSeq genome assembly. NCBI's taxonomy places the organism in Eukaryota, Viridiplantae, Streptophyta, Magnoliopsida, Poales, Poaceae.